Yarrowia lipolytica CLIB122 is the source of this 597-nucleotide messenger RNA. RefSeq lists its product as uncharacterized. The record is from RefSeq and is a predicted model, not a curated record. Lineage: Eukaryota; Fungi; Ascomycota; Dipodascomycetes; Dipodascales.
AUGCAACUUCUUCCCCUUCUUCUCGCUACACUCGUCUCGGCCGAGCACUUCACCGUGACUCUGCUGGACCAGACCCACUCUGCUCUUUCCAAGCAUGCCGAGAGCAACAAGUGGAACGCCAAGAAGCUCGGUUUCUCCAAGCACCUGGCCGUGGCUCUGGUGGACCAUAUUGACCACGAUAUCAACUAUCUUUACGGCGAGACCAAGAAGUUUUCCAUUGCUGGCGGCAACUCGCUGGCCAACUAUCUGGACGUUUCGUCCGGCUCCACCGGCGAGAACGAGCCCAUUCUGAUUGUAGUCAACAGCCAUGAGACCCCCGAGUUUGACGACGAGGCCAUCUACCACGCUCGAACUCUUCGGGAGUCCGUCACCCCUGAAAUGCGAGGCCAGAAGCUUGCCAGCGUCGUUCGAGAGAUCAUGGGAAUCGCCUCUCGAAGUGCCCGGGAUCUGGAGAAGAGAAACGCUCCCGCCGGCGGAGGAUUCUGCAACCAUCCCAACUGUCCCGUCUUCUGUCCCGGAUGUCUCAUUGAAGAUCUCGGGGAGGGACAUGAGACUGAAGAGAAUGUUGAGACUGAUGAGUCUCCCGACCAGGAGUAG